UCCUGGAUCAGGACAAGGAGCUGCAGGAACAGCAGCAGCGGGAGCAGCAUGGACAAGACCGGUUCGGGCCCAGACCUCGCCCUGCUGCUGCCCCCUCGGACCCUGGAGACCCUGGCGGAUGCCUGGCUCCACGAGGACUGCCCGGGCCUGGACUACGCCGCCCUGGCCGCGGGUGCCGCCCCGUCCCGGGCCGCCCUCUGGGCCAAGUCCCGCGGGGUGCUAGCCGGGCAGCCGUUCUUCUCGGCCGUCUUCGCCCGGCUCGGGUGCUCGGUCUCCUGGGGCCUCCCCGAGGGCUCCCCGCUGGAGCCUGUGGUCCGGGUGGCCGAGGUCCGGGGGCCUGCCCACCGGCUGCUCCUCGGGGAGCGGGCGGCCCUCAACGCCUUGGCCCGCUGCAGCGGGGUGGCCACCGCGGCCGCCGAGGCCGUGGCCGCCGCCCGGGGGUCCGGCUGGGCCGGGCGGGUGGCCGGCACCCGAAAGACCACGCCGGGCUUCCGCCUGGCCGAGAAGUACGGGCUACUGGUUGGCGGGGCCGCGGCCCACCGCUACGACCUUGGGGCCUUGGUCAUGCUGAAGGACAACCACGUGCUGGCCGCCGGAGGCGUGGACCAGGCCGUGUCUGGAGCCCAGCGGGCGGCGGGGUUCGAGCUGAAGCUGGAGGUGGAGUGCGGCAACCUGCGGGAGGCUCUGGCCGCCGCUGCCGCGGGGGCCGAUCUGGUCAUGCUGGACAACUUCACCCCAGAGGAGCUGCAUCCCACGGCGGCGGCCCUGAAGGCCCAGUUCCCGGCGGUCAAGGUGGAGGCGAGCGGGGGCGUCUCCUUGGCCAACCUCCCCCGGUUCUGCGGGCCUCACAUCGACGUCAUCUCGCUGGGGGCCCUGACCCAGGCCGCCCCGGCCCUCGACUUCUCCCUCAAGCUGCUCCCGGCCGACGGGAACCCCGAGACCUGCCUCGCGGGAAACUGAGCGGGAGAGAGGAAAUGGGAAUGGCGGGGACGGAAGGUUGGGCAGCGGCUCGGAGCCUGGGGGACCCACAGCUGCUACUCCCAAGGCCGGAGGAACUAGUUUUCUUCCCUCAUGUUUUACUGUGGACUUUUCUGAAUUGUGGAAUUUCCCCCUAUUCUUGCCCUUUGGAUUACAUUCCCAGAGUUCCACGUGCCCAUCCUUCCUUCUUAGGCUGUGUACCCUUUGGGGAGAUGAGGAUUUCAUCUUCACUGAUUUUUUUUUUUUCCGUCAUUGCCCUGGCCCUCGCUUCAGUGCUCUACACACAGCGAAUGCUCAA
This is a messenger RNA of Tachyglossus aculeatus (Australian echidna), 1276 nucleotides long. RefSeq names its product nicotinate-nucleotide pyrophosphorylase [carboxylating]-like. Gene Ontology annotation, cellular component: cytoplasm. Gene Ontology annotation, molecular function: nicotinate-nucleotide diphosphorylase (carboxylating) activity. Gene Ontology annotation, biological process: NAD+ biosynthetic process; quinolinate catabolic process. The transcript has 4 exons. Lineage: Eukaryota; Metazoa; Chordata; Mammalia; Monotremata; Tachyglossidae. The record is from RefSeq and is a predicted model, not a curated record. Bases 49 to 960 code for a protein of 303 amino acids.